AGGGGAAGAGGCAGGCAGGGGUAAUAUUUGUCAUCGGAGUUCUGUCAGUGGAUCGAGCUUGGUGACUCUCGAAGAAUAGAAUAUAAAAACGUUCCAUAAUGGGCGAUGGAAAGCAGGGCGAACGCCAGCCCUUGUUAAAAAACGACAAUAUUUCCUACACCAGUGUUUCGACGGACAUAACAGCUGCUGCUGAAUCCACAGUCAAUACAGUAUCUCCGAUCGGUCCAGAUGAAUUACCGCCGCCCUACCAGUCCACUCAGCAGGGUGGCAUCCCUAUGGUCACAUGCAGAGUUUGCCAAGCUAUGAUAGACAUAUCCGGCAAGCGGGAUCAGCAUGUUGUUAAAUGCUGCCAGUGUAACGAAGCUACACCGAUAAGAAAUGCUCCGCCAGGAAAGAAGUAUGUCCGUUGUCCUUGCAACUGCUUGCUUAUCUGCAAGAGUUCUUCACAGCGAAUUGCUUGUCCGAGACCAAAUUGUAAGCGCAUAAUAAAUUUAGCGCCUUCACCGGUAACUCCACCUGUUCUCUCUAUGCCUGGAAUGUGCAGAGUUGGAUGUGGGCAUUGCCAUGACACAUUUCUGUUUAACACUCUAAAUAACGCUCUUGCUCGAUGCCCGCAUUGUCGCAAAGUAUCAUCCGUAGGACCGGACUUUGCACGAGGUCGUGGAAUUGUAUUUAUUUUAAUCGGAGUUAUGGCUCUAGUCGUGGGAAUUGCUGUUACAGUGCAUUCCUGGUGGCGCUUCUCUGUUUUGGAAGAAGCAUCUACUAUUGUACAAUGAAGAUUAGCCUGAUAGAAGGCCCUAUGUAGUACGAAAAUAUUCCUCAGAAGGGUCUUUGGAUUCGAUAUUCUUAUAAUAUUAAUGUCUGUAAUCAAUUUAGAUAAAAUAUAGAUCAUAAUAUUUCGACAUGCUCUCGGUAUAUACCUAAUGUAUACAGUAUAAACUAUAAAUAUCUAUUGUUCUUGAAUCUAAGUAAAUGAUUAAUUAUUUCAACUUACACAUGUUAUGCAUAAACAAUAUUAUCUUCAAGAUAAAAUUAAUUUUAUGUGUAGGAGAAAAAUGAAAUAAAAUCAAUAAAUAAAUACAAUUGGAGAAAAUGAGCAUGUGAAAUAGCGAAAAGUAAACAAGCAUUUUGUAAAAUAAACACACAUACAUAAUUCUAUAUUAAACUGUGUGAACACACCAAGAUCUGUUACGUUGUUUACUUUUCCAUGAUUUAUUAAUUCGCCAU
Diprion similis is the source of this 1227-nucleotide messenger RNA. Its product is annotated as type 1 phosphatidylinositol 4,5-bisphosphate 4-phosphatase. Gene Ontology annotation, molecular function: phosphatidylinositol-4,5-bisphosphate 4-phosphatase activity. The record is from RefSeq and is a predicted model, not a curated record. The coding region runs from base 99 to 776 and encodes 225 amino acids. The transcript has 5 exons. Gene Ontology annotation, cellular component: late endosome membrane; lysosomal membrane; plasma membrane. Gene Ontology annotation, biological process: phosphatidylinositol dephosphorylation. Lineage: Eukaryota; Metazoa; Arthropoda; Insecta; Hymenoptera; Diprionidae.